AUGCGUCUCUCGCCGUCAUGGUACCAGUUCCUGGUCGGCGUUUUUGCGUCUCUUGGAUCAUUCCUGUACGGAUAUGAUCUGGGUGUUAUCGCUGCCGUGCUUGUCUGUGAAUCAUUUGAAAGCAAAUUCGAGGCAAAUGAUACCCAAACAGGAUUGAUCGUGUCUCUAUUCACCGCUGGCGCAUGUAUCGGUGCCGGACUUGCGGGUCCCAGUGGUGAUUACCUAGGAAGACGACGAACCAUUUCAUUGGGAUGUUUCAUCUUCACCCUGGGAGGUGGCCUUCAAACCGGUGCGGUAACAAUUGACUAUCUAUACAGUGGACGAUUCCUGGCCGGAUUAGGCGUCGGUUUCCUCACAAUGAUGAUUCCUCUCUACCAAGCAGAGAUCUGUCACCCCAGCAUCCGUGGUCGGGUUACUUCCUUGCAGCAAUUCAUGCUCGGUAUUGGAGCGCUUUGUGCUGGAUGGAUUGGAUAUGGAACGUACACCGGCUUUGCAGCAUCUGACUCUGCACAAUGGCGACUACCUCUCGGUUUGCAGAUUGCUCCUGCGGUGUUCUUGGGUGUUUUGAUCUCUUUCUUCCCCGAGUCGCCUCGCUGGCUCAUCGAUCACAAUCGCGCCGAAGAGGGAUUGCGCACAUUGGCCAAGCUCCAUGCUCAUGGAAACGAAAACGAUGCUUGGGUCCAGGCAGAGUUUGCUCAGAUUCAGGAGAGCAUCACGUUUGAGCAUGAGAACGAGGCAAAGUCUUAUCUCGAGUUGUUCACCAAUCGCUCCUCGUUCCGUCGACUGUUCCUCUGCUGUGCAUUGCAAGCUUCGGGACAGAUGACCGGUGUAUCCGCCAUUCAAUACUACUCACCCCAGAUCUACGGUCAAAUCGGUAUUUCCGACGAAGACACAUUGAAGUACCAGGCAAUCAACUCCAUCAUCGCAUUGUUCGGACAGUUCCUGUGCAUGAUGUACAUUGAUCGCUUCGGCCGACGCUGGACUCUAAUCGGCGGAAACCUGGGCAACUGUCUGACCUUCAUCAUUGCAACUGUGCUACUCGCACAGUUUCCUCCAUCAACCAACAACACCGGCGCUCAUUGGGGCUUUAUCAUCAUGACUUGGUUGUACAAUUUCUCCUUCUCCGCAACCUGUGGUCCUCUGUCCUGGAUUAUCCCCGCCGAAGUGUUCGACACUCGCACACGUGCCAAGGGUGUCUCGAUUGCCACUAUGACUUCGUUCGCUUUCAACACGAUGAUCGGUCAGGUCACGCCCAUUGCAAUGACGAAGAUUGGGUAUCGUUUCUAUAUCCUCUUUGUCGUUUGCAACUUCACCAAUGCCCUUUUCUUCUGGCUUUUGCUUCCUGAGACAAAGCGCGUGCCGCUCGAGGAAAUGAACCAGAUGUUCGUCAAUGCCCCUUGGAUCGUGCCUGGAACUCGCAAAGAAGAGUAUAUGACUCAUGAUCUGGAGCGGAAGGUUGAGGAGCAGGAAGUGAAGCAAAAUGCGAUGCAUGUUGAGUAG
This is a messenger RNA of Penicillium concentricum, 1500 nucleotides long. RefSeq names its product sugar porter family MFS transporter. The transcript has 7 exons. Gene Ontology annotation, biological process: carbohydrate transport; transmembrane transport. NCBI's taxonomy places the organism in Eukaryota, Fungi, Ascomycota, Eurotiomycetes, Eurotiales, Aspergillaceae. Gene Ontology annotation, molecular function: carbohydrate:proton symporter activity. Bases 1 to 1500 code for a protein of 499 amino acids. The record is from RefSeq and is a predicted model, not a curated record. Gene Ontology annotation, cellular component: membrane.